UCAGUGAAAAAGUACGCCUACUUCUAUUAUAUGCAUUUUGGUGCCAGAUUCGUAUCUAUAUAGUUAGAUUCAAAAUUCAAUAAAGGUAACAUUUUUAGUAAGUCAUGGUGUUCAUUUGAAUAUUUCUCUGCACGGGACAAUCAAUGCCCAUUUUCAGAUUUCGAAAUAGCUUAUUAGUAUACUGGCCUCCCCUUUAUUAUUACAUAAAAUGUAGAAUUGUACUCUAUGUAAAUGAGGGAGUCAUUCAGCGAAAAACGACGGGCUUUCAACAAAAUAUUUACUACAAAGAAAGAAGGAAGACGCAUUUUGUUAAAACAUAGAGAUUUUACACUACGAUAUCGCUGCAUGGGACGAUGAUUCGAAUUAUUAGUGGUGACACUGUUACCGGGCCUUCCUUUUGACAGUCGGCAGCCAUUGAAAUUUAAACAAAAUCCUUUUGUGUGUAAUUCGACCUUUAAUGACGUUGCAUAAUUUUAUCAAGGUAUUUGACCUGCGUCCCUUGGUGACUAUAGAGGCUAUUAUUAUAUCAAAGAAAUCGACUCACGUGCGCAGCAUGCCGACACAGCCUAUCUCUCGAGCAACAUUUACAUGAUGCUGCAGCUUUAAAAUAUUUAAAACAUAAAAUAAAAUGACCGAUCCAUUCGCCAAGUCUGUCACGUAGAAAUUGAUAGCUUUUAAAUCUGAAUCAAUAUCUCCGAUAAGAAAAUGUUAUUGUCGUGUUUGUUUAUUUUCUUGACGGAAUAAUCAAAGCGAGCACCAAAAAUAAAAACCAGACGUGACUGUGCAAGAGCCGUACGGGUGGCGAGACACAUCAGCUGCGCGAGCAAAGUCGACGCUUAUCGUCGUAUAUUGCACAAAGUGUUAAACUUAUCUCGACAAUAAGUACAGUCUACCUUCUUAUCGGGUGGAAAAAAUAAAAUUGAGACCCGUAACUCGUGCGCACGAUAACACUUUUAGUGUUCAAAAAAUAACUUAGUCGGUGUGAGUUUAUGGUAAGAGAAACAUUAUCCAGAUUUAAUUUUCUAAUUUUACUAGCGCUCAAUGUGCGCUAGUGUAAAAUGACCGCAUCACAUUAAUUAUUACAGGAUAUUUUAGGCGGAGAAAAAUAAAUCAGCACUGAGAAUGCCUGAAAAAUUGGACUACGUUACGACCCUGACACCUGAAAUCAUCGAGCGAGCCGAAAAAGAACUCGGAGAAGAUGAGCAUCGGCGAACUGAAAGUGUUUUGGCGCUCCGCGAAUGGGCCAAAAAGCAACCUCAUUUACAGGCAAUGCCUUUAGAUGCCAAAUUCCUGUUGAGAUUUUUGCGCGGCUGCAAGUACAGCGUGGAGACCGUGAAAAAGAAAUUGGACCUGACAUUGACGUUGCGCACGGCUCUUCCGGAAUUUUUCGACGGAUGGGAUCCCAUGUCACCUCAAAACCAAGCGAUUCUUAGCUUAGGAGGAACUUUUCCUCUUCCGGGGUAUGACCACUUAGGUCGUAAAGUGUUAUUUGGUCGACCCGGGGUUGCUGAUCCAAAUAAGUUUAAGUUUGAGGAUAUCCAACGAGUUGGUCUCAUGAUUUCAGAGCUGUUGUGUGAUGAGGAUGAGCAGCUGUUCAUCACUGGAAUGGUCGUUCUCGUCGACUUGGAAGGCUUCACCAUGAGCCACAUCACUUCGACUCCAAUUGCCAUGAUGAAAAAAUUAAUGCCUUGUUUUGAGGAUGCAGCACCCAUCCGCCCAAAGAGUAUGAACUACAUUCAUAAUGCGUCCAUCUUCACCGUGAUUAACAAUCUCUUUUCGGGCCUCAUGAAAGAGAAAAUGAGAAAAAGAUUGCACAUGCACGGAGACGACUUGGAAUCGCUCUACAAGGAAAUACCCAAAGAAAUUCUGCCCAAAGACUAUGGCGGUGAAAACUCGUCGAUUGCAGAGCUCACUGCUGUUUGGAAAAAGAAAUGCGAGGAUCGUCGAGAAUUUCUGAUUGCUUCAUCUAAAAUGAGGUCGGAUGAAUCCAAACGUCCCGGUAAACCCAAAACGUCCGACGAACUUUUUGGAAUUGAAGGAUCCUUCCGAAAACUUAACGUCGAUUGAAAAUGACACUUCCACCCCCUCUUUGACUUCGACUUGAAAUAAAUAAUUUUUUUUCUUCAAA
Daphnia pulicaria is the source of this 2128-nucleotide messenger RNA. Its product is annotated as alpha-tocopherol transfer protein-like. The transcript has 7 exons. The record is from RefSeq and is a predicted model, not a curated record. Gene Ontology annotation, molecular function: phosphatidylinositol bisphosphate binding. Lineage: Eukaryota; Metazoa; Arthropoda; Branchiopoda; Diplostraca; Daphniidae. Bases 1123 to 2067 code for a protein of 314 amino acids. Gene Ontology annotation, cellular component: membrane.